AUGCAGGAUGAGUCAGCAGCGCAGCGUGCGCAGCGCGCCGCCGCGGCCGUCUCGCAGCCGGCGGUCUAUGCGGCGGCGACCCCUCCCGUCAUGAUCCUGCCGGAGAUUAAGCCUGCCCAAAAAGCUGCCCAGCUGCCCAAGACGGGCACUGCCGCCGGCUCUGAAGCCCCGCCUGCAGGAGCGCCUCCUGUUGGAGCUGCGGAAGCUGAGGAGUACUUUGCUGCCAAGGAUGGGCUGCAGUCCGAGCCAGCCAGCCCCGCUCACCCAUCACGCGAAGAGGCCAAUCAUGUCCAGGUCGACCCAGGCAAGCCACCUGCUGCCCCCCAAGAGGAGCAAGCCUCCUUCAAGCCAACAGAGCCCCCGCCUGCCAUUGCUGCACAAGAGACAGUCCCUGCUUCCCCCAAGCCGCCACCUCAGCCCCCAGUGCAGCCCUCAGAAAAGCCUGCUGCCGAGGAGAAGUCUCAGGCAGCUCCAGAGAAAGCAGCUGAAGGUGCGCGCACAAAAGAAGAAGAGGAGGAGCAGCAAGCGGAUGAGUAUGAGGUGCCUCCAGUGCGGGAGGAGCCUGUGACCAAGCACCAGAAGGCUACCGAAGAAGAGGCGCUGAGGCGCGCUGCAGCAACAGGAGGUACGCCAGCGGAGACAGGCGAGGCCAAGCAUGCGGCGGCCAAGGAAGCUUCAGGCAAAAUUGAUGACCGCCAGCCAGUGGAUGAAGCACUCGUGGUGUCCACCCCCCAAGCAAUUGGCGCUGGCGAUGUCAUCCCUGCUGCACAUGAGGCUGAGGAGCACCUGAUGCAUGGCGAGCCUAUUCGCCUGCACCCACCUCCCCGCAAGGCACGAGAGGAGAAGAGGCAGCAGGAGCAGCAGCAGGGAACGCCAGCCGAGACAGGCCCCCAAGCCCAGCCAGAUGCAGAUUUCAAGCCACAGCGCCAAGGAGAGGUUCCCGAUCAGUGGCCCAUGUUUUCAGAGGCGGCUGCCUCGCGGCAGGAGCAGCGGGAGACUGACUGGCCCAGCAUUGAGCCUAUGGUCACCAGCGGACCCGAGCGCUACACAAGAGUUGAGAGGGGUAUCCUGGACUCGGGCCGGGACUUUGAGGCGACUGGCGCUGGCGGCUCCGCGGCGACCUCCGAGGCCGAUUACCAGCACUACCGCAGCCCAGGCGCGCCCCAGAACUUGUGCCACUUGUCCAGCUUCACGGGUGGAGGGGUCUUUGAGAGCUUCAGCAGCGACGUGGCAUUUUUUGACGCCAGCGAGCAGAUCGAGGGCCCCACGUCCGACGCGCCCGGCCCAAGCAGCAUCCCCGAGCAAGCGCCAGAGCCGCGGCAGACCUCCAAGCCGACCAUCCACGAUGAGGACCUGUCCCCGGAGGAGCGCGGGCUGAUGCGCUCCCAGGAGCUGACAGAGAUGCGCGACCGCCAAGCCGAGCAGCCGCCGCAGCAGCCGCCGCCGCAGCUUCCGCCGCAGCUUCCGCGCGGCGCGGCCAGCGGGGGCGUCCAGUGGCCCGAGGGAUUCACCCAGCAGCCGCCGCAGCGCGGUGCGGCCUCCGGCGCCGUCCAGUGGCCCGAGGGAUUCACUCAGGGCAUGGCCGAUGAGGAGAUGCGGUCGCGCGAGCGGCUGGCAGAGAUGGGGGAGAGAAGCAAGAGCAGGGUGGAUGAGACGCACGAGAAGGUGGUGGCUCUGGCCGCAGAGGGGCUCACCUCCAUCGAAGACACCAAAUCGCGCGGCCUCUCCCGACUCGCCGCCUUGGCACACCAGCAGCAGCAGCAGCAGCAGCCACCGCCGGUGCAGCUGACUGCGGUGCUUGUGUUUGCAUUGGAACGUCGAUCGCACGAGGAACCAGCUGGUUUGUCGGAUGGAGAGCAAGUGCUCAACACGAGUGCUAGCGGCUUCCAGGCGGGCGGCGAGGGCGGCUCCUACAGCAAGACAGAGGCUCGGCAGCGCUUUGUGAAUCUGGAUUCGCAGCAGCGGCCUGUCACGUCCGGUGGAGUUCCCUUGCCAAGAGACCCCGGCCUGGGCAAGGCGGCAGCGUCUGGCCCCGGGCUGGCGGCUCCGGCCGUGCGUGGCCCCAUCUCGCCGGCAAGCGACAAGUCUGCUGCAACCGCGGUGACCACCCAGGAGCCGGAGCGCCGCCGCAGUGUGUCACUGCCUGAGCUGUCCUCCACCCGCGCUUCACUGACAAGCACCCCAGCCGCCACCCCUGAGAGCACUGAAGCCAAGGACAAGGGCCCUGCACAGCCGGACACGCCAAGCAGCGGCCCGAGCGCUCUGCCGAGCCCAUUCAGCACCACAGCGCCCGAGUCUGAGACUUCUCAGCACAGCGCUCGCACCACCGAGGCUCUCGAUCUGCCGACCUCAUCCACGGCACACUCAGGGACUGGAGUGGGCAAGGUGCUGAUCACACCGCCCAAGAGGGAGACCGCAGACAAAAAAGGAUCUCCCUUCAAGAAAUUCCAGAAGCUGUUCAGCGGCAAGGACAGGGGGGGAUCCCAGGAGGGGACCCCCCGGCAGCCGCCCACCAGUGCCCCCUGA
Coccomyxa subellipsoidea C-169 is the source of this 2526-nucleotide messenger RNA. RefSeq lists its product as hypothetical. The transcript is spliced from 18 exons. The coding region runs from base 1 to 2526 and encodes 841 amino acids. The record is from RefSeq and is a predicted model, not a curated record. NCBI's taxonomy places the organism in Eukaryota, Viridiplantae, Chlorophyta, Trebouxiophyceae, Coccomyxaceae.